Molecule: messenger RNA, 659 nt
Organism: Danio aesculapii
Lineage: Eukaryota; Metazoa; Chordata; Actinopteri; Cypriniformes; Danionidae
Gene: ponzr4
Product: plac8 onzin related protein 4
Exons: 3
Coding region: 1-381 (126 amino acids)
Source: RefSeq, a predicted model, not a curated record
AUGGCAUCCAAGAUGGUGAUUCAGCAGCCCAAGCCUCUGGUAGUGGCUGCAGCAUCAGAUCAGUGGAGCACCAGCAUCUGUGAAUGCGACAGUGUCAAUGAAUGUUGUUUCUCCGUGUGGUGUUUCCCUUGCUUCGCGUGCAUUACAGCCAGAGACCACGGAGAGUGUCUGUGCCUCCCUCUGCUGGACAGUUGCGGUUGUAUUCCUCCAAUCACGCUCUCCAUGAGGGUUUCCACACGACGACGAUAUGGCAUCAAAGAUUCAAUCUGCAAUGACUGUGUGUACACUUGCUGCUGUGGGCCAUGCUCGUGGUGCCAGAUUCGACGAGAGAUGAAGGCAAGACUCCAUCCUGUCACUCUGUUCAACAACAGGCCAAACUAAAGAUCACCAUCACCCUCCUCAUCUUCAUCAUUAUCACUUUCACCGCAAAUUCUCUCAGUGCUGCUUGUCCUUAUCAGGUCACAGUCCUGUCAGUCCAAAAAAAACAAAGACUUGCUCAUUCUGCGGGUGUAAUCACUGUUUUUGAUCUUCCUCCUACACACACUGACCUGAGAUCAGCCUCUCUGGCGUGGCCGUGGAAUGUGUUUUACAUAUUGUUGAUGUGCGGCUUUAGUUCAGGAUGUGAAGAAUUCUGAACAAUGGAUUUAUCCUGUGAAAUG